AUGACCUCGCGACUAGCUGCGUGCGAGGCCUGCCGCAAGGCCAAGCUUGCCUGCGACCACCAUCAGCCAGUCUGCUCCCGCUGCCAAAGCACCGGUGGGAUAUGCAUCUACCGAACAGCGCCGUUCAAGCGCAGGCGUAUCGAGAAACCAAGCACACUUCCCUCGCCUGAUCCAUCGCCAUCAUUCACUCCCCGUCGCAACCCGUACCCCAAUCCGGGCUACCUAGGGUUGUCUAGCCAUGCCGCUAUUUUUGAGCAUAUCGCCACCGAUAAGGGAGACCAUAGUUCGACACGCACAUUGCCGAACAAUGAAGCUCCAAGCCCGCAAAGGGUAGGCGAUAACCAUCUUCUACUCCAAGGGGCAGAAGUCUUACGCCAUCUACUCACGGCCUACCCACUCUCCGCUAUGAAGGAGCUUGCAAAUUUCUGGCUGGCUAAAGGCGCUAAUCUCGCGCUAGCAGAGCCAUUCGUUGCAGACUGCACAGAAAGCGUUAGCCAGCUCUUCAAAUCGCGUGACGAGAACUGGCAUCUUGUCUAUGCAGGGCGGCUGCUGCAAAAUUCUGCGCAGCCGCUGCAUUUUCUUUCCGCAACCCCGCUGUCGGAGUUUUCGAUGCAGUUCCUUGGCCACAAUUCCCGGUGGGAAACCCUCGGGAUAUUUUUCACGGCCGUCAGCCGUGCGACAAUCGAUAUCCCUUUCUUUCCAUCACUGUAUACUUCGGAGGAGGAACGGUAUCAUUUGAGGAGACUCGCGACGAAGCUGAGUGAUUUUGCGCUGGAGAUCUCGUUGUCACUCGACUCCUUGAAUGACUUGCAACUUAUUGUCCAGUAUGAGAAUUUCAUCGUACAUUCAUACGUUGAUGGCGAUCAAAGCUAUCAUUCAUGGCGUAAGCUAGGAGAUGUCAUCUCCUCUACUUUCGCCAUGGGCUACCACGAGGACAUCGAGGCGAAGCCCGAUAUUCCUCAAUUCUUGAUUGAGCUGCGUAAAAGUGCGUUUGCUCGAAUAUACUCUGCUGAUAAGAACAUCGCGAUCUUCCUCGGUCGACCACCGCGGAUGAAUAGACGAUUCUGUCACUUCCAGAUCCCGUCCUGCCAGAUACGUGACCUUCGCUUUGGUACUGCAAUUGAUAGUACUGUGCAAGAUAGACUUGCAUGGGUCCCGGACGCUAUCAUAGGCUAUCGGGCAGAUACACGUUGGUCUGCGUUAUGCGCCUAUCUCAAAGAAGAAGUAUGGGAGUUGUUGCAGGAUAAGCAGGAUCUCGGAUGUGCUAAGAAAGCGAGUUCAAUCCAGCAAAGAGCAGAGGCACAAUGGCAGGCUCUCCCUGCGCACUUUCGACUCCAGAGCAGCCUCAAACAAUGCGGCCAGGGUCCCUUCGAACGGGAUUUUGUCGCACACGUGCGACUCAAUCAUUUACAUGUUCUCUUCCUCCUUCGUCUGCUAUUGUUGAAUACCCUUGCCGAGCCGGACAUACCCAUCAUCGAAACCGCAGCGCAGAUGCUUGCUCUCGUAGUAGAAGUGAUCCUCCUCCGAGACCAACUGACCAAUUCUGGAACCGGACUUAUCUGGAAGGUCGCGUAUUACGGCCUCCCUGCAGCCGGCAUAAUCCUCCUCGCCCUGCUGAAGCAACACUCGCUUACCCCGCAAGGUGUCUCGCGCACGAAGAUCCUGCAGGAUCUAAGCGUCUUUGUCGCCGAAGUCCAGAUCGGAACGAUCGUGCAGCCCGGCGAUCCUAAUUACGCGCUUCUAUCAAAAGCCGCGCAGACUAUCCAGCGAUUUCUGGAUUCCAUCCACUCCGACUCGGUGCAGGUACAGACCGUCCCUGAGCGGGACGAGGGCAGUGAUGACUGGACUGCGCUGCUCAGUCAAGAUCUGUGGGACUUUGAGGCGGGCUUUUGGCAGAGCUUGGCGGAUCAUCCGGCGUUGCUGGUUGAUUCGCCGCUGCCGGGUGUAUAG
This is a messenger RNA of Penicillium chermesinum, 1950 nucleotides long. RefSeq lists its product as uncharacterized. Gene Ontology annotation, cellular component: nucleus. Gene Ontology annotation, molecular function: zinc ion binding; DNA-binding transcription factor activity, RNA polymerase II-specific. The transcript is spliced from 5 exons. Lineage: Eukaryota; Fungi; Ascomycota; Eurotiomycetes; Eurotiales; Aspergillaceae. The record is from RefSeq and is a predicted model, not a curated record. Gene Ontology annotation, biological process: regulation of DNA-templated transcription. The coding region runs from base 1 to 1950 and encodes 649 amino acids.